CACCACGAGAGCCACCACAAGAAGCGGCCGAACGUCACGGCCACGGCCACCGCGACCGCUCGGGAGCGCGCCAGGGCGACGGCACGGGCCAGCGCCUCGGCCGACGCCACGGCCACCGCCCGCGUGACGCGCGGGGACGUCACCGUGGAGCGCACCGGCACCGCGGAGGCCACGGCGGACGCGGAGGCCACGGCCGUCGGCAAGGCCAAGGCGGAGGCGAGGGCCAAGGCGGAGGCGCCCAAGAAGCACGAGGCGAAGAAGGAGGCCAGGCGGAUCGCGGAGAGCGAGGCGGUCGAGGCCGCGGAGAGCGAGGCGGAGGGGCGCGCUCGCAGGGAGGCCGCGGUGGUCGCGCAGCGGAAGGCGGAGCGCGCGGCGCGCGGGCGCGCAGAGGCGGAGGCCAUGGCGAACGCGAAGCACGCCGCGCGCGUCGACGCCGACGCAGAGGCGAGGUCCUCGAUGUCCCCCUUCGAAGCUCCCUUCGGAGGUGCCCCCGCGGGCAUCGGCGCCCUCGCGCUCAGGCUGGGCUGCGCGGCGGCGCUGCUCGCCGCUCUGCUGCUGGCGGGCUUCGCGAUGUGGCGGCGGUCCCGCAGCGCCGCGGCUCGGACGGCGGUUCCCGAAGGGUACGUCCCCAUUCUCGCCUGA
This is a messenger RNA of Prorocentrum cordatum, 642 nucleotides long. The record is from the annotation of a GenBank genome assembly. NCBI's taxonomy places the organism in Eukaryota, Dinophyceae, Prorocentrales, Prorocentraceae.